This is a messenger RNA of Vigna unguiculata (cowpea), 938 nucleotides long. Its product is annotated as small ribosomal subunit protein uS7-like. Gene Ontology annotation, biological process: translation. The record is from RefSeq and is a predicted model, not a curated record. Gene Ontology annotation, molecular function: structural constituent of ribosome; RNA binding. Gene Ontology annotation, cellular component: small ribosomal subunit. NCBI's taxonomy places the organism in Eukaryota, Viridiplantae, Streptophyta, Magnoliopsida, Fabales, Fabaceae.
GAUCACUAUAAAUAACCAAAUGUCAAUUCGAUAAACCUAGGGUUUGUGUCGUUGCAAUUGCACUUGCAGCUUCUUCCGCCACUCCACUGCACCCUCUGUGCCUACAAACCACCAUGGCGGACAUCGUCACUGAAGCUGGGGCCGUUCCAGAUCCCACCCAACUAGAUGUCAAACUGUUCAACCGUUGGAGCUUCGAAGACAUUCAGGUUAACGAUAUUUCGUUGGCUGAUUAUAUCGGAGUGGUGUCCUCGAAGCAUGCCACGUACGUUCCUCACACAUCCGGCAGGUACUCGGUGAAGCGGUUCAGGAAAGCGCAGUGCCCCAUUGUUGAGAGGCUUACUAACUCUCUUAUGAUGCAUGGAAGAAACAAUGGAAAGAAGCUUUUGGCUGUUAGGAUUAUCAAGCAUGCCAUGGAAAUCAUUCACUUGCUCACUGACCAGAAUCCAAUUCAGGUUAUUGUGGAUGCUGUCAUCAAUAGUGGUCCCCGUGAAGAUGCCACGAGAAUUGGAUCUGCUGGAGUGGUGAGGAGACAAGCCGUUGAUAUCUCACCCCUACGACGUGUUAAUCAGGCUAUCUAUCUUCUAACAACUGGUGCACGGGAAGCUGCUUUUAGAAACAUCAAGACAAUUGCUGAAUGUUUGGCUGAUGAACUUAUUAAUGCCGCAAAAGGUUCAUCCAACAGUUAUGCGAUCAAGAAAAAAGAUGAAAUUGAAAGAGUUGCCAAGGCUAAUCGUUAAGCAGUUCGAAGUUGUACUGUACCAGAGAUUUUGAUUCGAUCUUUGUACUUCAUUUAUUACAAUAUCGAAUAUUGUGUAAUACUUUUUUAUGGCUUUAGUUUAUUUUUAGUUCCUUUUAAGCAAGGAUUUAAAUGAAGGAUUUUUUAUUCUUGGACGUAAAUUUAUAUUCCAAGACUUGAAUUUAGUACCCUGCUUUUUGGA